CCCGCGAGAAUUCGAGCGCAGUGCCGGCGGGCCGGCACUGAUGGGGGACCCAGCUCCUCCUCCGCAGCUGCUGGCCCAGGUGCUAAGCCCCUCACUGCCCGGGGCUGGCGGCACCGGCCUGCCGCUCCGAGUGCCGGCAGCGGAGCCCACGCCCACCCGGAACUCACGCUGCCCCUCGAGCGCCGCGUGCAGCCCCAGUUCCCGCCCACGCUUCUCCCUCCACACCUCCCCGCAAGCAGAGGGAGUCGGCUCCAGCCUGGGCCAGCCCAGAGACGGGGUCCCACAGUGCAGCGGCAGGCUGAAGGGCUCCUCAAGAGUGGCCAGAGGGGACGGACGCCAAGGCCGAGGAGGUGCUGAGAGCGAGAGAGGGCCGCCAGCACGUUGUCACCUCUCAAAACGACCUUGGCAGAUGCCGGCUAUGGGUCCUGAUGCGUGGAUGCUGACAAAAAUUGUACAAGAGAAUUUAUGAAAAAAAACAACAGAGACAAAUGGCAAAAAAUAUUUGAAGUACUUUUUCUUGAGCUGGCUCUUCUCCAAAUGACAACUGAUAAUUAGGGUCCCAGCUGGAUAACCUAGGAGGAGAUAGAGAAGCUUCCUCGACAGGUCACCGCCACACUUAAUGGGGAGAGCAGAUUACUGAAAGGCACGAACGUGAACAGCAUUAUCCUUCAAGCAAGUAUCCACCUGCCCAGACAAUCAACCUGACUUUCUAUGACUUCUCAAUAAAUGAAGCUCACUCCACUAACCCAAAGGUAUUUGAGGUCCAGAAGAUGAUGGGCAAGAUGAAAAACCUGAUCAACUGAAGAAAAAAAGAAUCAGAAGUACAGCCAGGACCAGAUGCUGAAGAAGAUCAAUUUGAUGUGGAUUCAUAGACUCUAUGGGAUAAAUCAGGCAACAAAGCCAGUGGAAAUUAAGAAGCAGGCAGAAGCAGAGCCAGGAGGUACACAGCUGAUUUAGCAUCUUUAUAGCUAUGAGUUUUCUUUUAAGCUCAUUCCCCUCUAAGAUACAUCUAUUGGUUUUGAAGUUACUGCUCCCUGAGACCAAUCUCAAUGGCGUUCUUGAACUUGAAAUAAAAAAGAUCUGCAUCCUCCUUCCAGCUCUGACAUGUAUUAGCUGCAUAAACCUAGACAAAAUAUUUAUAUUAUUUGAAUUAUA
Molecule: messenger RNA, 1155 nt
Organism: Symphalangus syndactylus (siamang)
Lineage: Eukaryota; Metazoa; Chordata; Mammalia; Primates; Hylobatidae
Product: laforin-like
Source: RefSeq, a predicted model, not a curated record